AUGUGGUUGGGAGGUGGGGGUGAGGUAUUGUUGAGGGGGGUAAAAUGGUUGGGUAGUGUUUGGGGUUGGUUGGGAAGGGGGUGGGUGUGGGGGGUAGGGUGGGUGGUUGGGUGUUGUUGUGUGAGUGUUGGGGGGGGUUUUGUGUGUGGGGGGUGGGUGGGGGUGGAGGGGUUGGUGGUUUUUUGGGUGGGUUGUGGGUGGUGGUUGUGGGGUGGUGUGGGUGGGGGUGGGUGGGGGUGUGGGGGGUUGUGGGUUGUGUGGUGGGGGUGGGGUUGGGGUGGGGGUGGUGUGGGGGUUGGUGGGGUGGUGUGGGUGGUGGGUUGGGGGGGGUGUUGGGUGUUGGGGGGGUGGGGUUGUGGGGUGUUGGGGUUGUGUGGGGGGGGUUGUGUGGGUGGGUGUUUGUGUUGGUGGGUUGUGGUGGGUGGGGUGUUGGUGGGGUGUGGGGGGUGUGGGGGGGUUGUUGGGGUGUGUGGGUGUGUGGUGGGGGGUGUGUGGUGGGUGUGGGUUGGUUGGGGUGGGGGUGGGGUGGGUGGGUUGGGGUGGUUGGUGUGGGGGGUGUGGGGUGGGGGGUGGGGGGUGGGGGGUGUUGUGUUGGUGGGUGGGUGGGGGGUGGUGGGGUGUUGUGGGUGGGGUGUGGGUGUGGGGGGGUGUUGGGUUGGUUGGUGGUUGGUGGGUGGUGGGGUGGUGGUUGUGUGGGUGGUUGUGUGUGGGGGGGUGGGGUGGGUGUUUGGGGGGGGUUGGUGUGGGUUGGGUUGUGGGGGUGUUGUGGUGUUUGUGGUUGGUGUUUGGGGUGUGUGGGGGUGUGGUGGGUUUUGGUUGGUUGUGUGGGUGGUGUGGGGGGGGGGUGGGUGUGGGGGUGGGUGUUUGUUGGGUGGUGUUGUGGUUGGUGGUGUGGUUGGUGGUGGGGGGGUGGUUGUGGUAGUGUGGGGUGGUGGUUGGGGUUGUGGGGGUGGGGGGUGUUGUGUGGUUGUGGGGUGGUUGUGUUGUUGUGGGGGUUGGUGUGGUUGGGUGUUUGUGGGUGUUUGGGGUGGUUGGUGUGUUGGUUUGGGGGGUGGUGUGUGUGUGGUUGGGUUUUGUGUGUUUGUGUUGGGAUGGUGUUGA
Molecule: messenger RNA, 1101 nt
Organism: Knipowitschia caucasica
Lineage: Eukaryota; Metazoa; Chordata; Actinopteri; Gobiiformes; Gobiidae
Source: the annotation of a GenBank genome assembly